Molecule: messenger RNA, 531 nt
Organism: Ostertagia ostertagi
Lineage: Eukaryota; Metazoa; Nematoda; Chromadorea; Rhabditida; Trichostrongylidae
Source: the annotation of a GenBank genome assembly
AUGAAGUUGUUUCUGAUCUGCAUGGGAUUCAGCGCCGUUUUAGCUUGUCAAUUCAAAGGAAAGACCUACAAAAAUGAUGAAGAAUGGACCGAAAACGAGGCAUUCAAAAUGAAGUGCAAAAUUGAGCCGAACGGAGCAUGGCGAACAGAGGUGUCCGGAUGUCUCACUCCAGAUAAAGUUGUGGUGGAUGGCUUUGAAAUGGAAUGCAGGAAGCACGCCAACGGCACAAUAACCAUGGCUGCCAUUGACCGAGCGGUUGACGCGAAAUGCAAGGAUGGAGAGGGCAAGCAAAGGAAUCAAGGCGAGAAGUGGGUUGAGAACAAAUAUUUUGAGAAGGUAUGCAAACCCCGAGGCCGAGUCGAAAUCACUGGAUGCAGAGUAGACGGUGUCGAUCAACUGAUCCCACUCAAUGGCCAGGUGGAACACAAAAACCUUGUUUAUCAGUACGUUUUCCCAUUGAUACUGGGUCGCUGGACACCGGGAAUUACAUUUUCUGCUCAAUUUGAUGAAACUUCCGAGGUCAUGCAUUAA